AUGCCCAGGCGACGGGCCGCAGCGAGUGGUGGAGCGAGCAGGAGGCUCCCCUCCUGGCCACCCCCAUGCGUUCGGCGGUGUCUGGUGCGACGGGCGGCUCCGCACUGGAGCCUCAGGAGAGGAUCUGCCAGCUGCUGCAGGACUGGAGCCAGAGGCAGCGGACCAUGCAUGCGGAGCCAGCAGCAGGUGAUAGAUCGCCUUCUAUCCGCUCAGCAGGAGGCCUUGCAGGAGAUGCGCCGCCUGGAGCCUCGCGAGGGCACACCUCGUUGUUUCGCCGCGGCCUCCACGCCCAAGGAAGGGCCCGCCAGCACCGCAGGCGAAGGGAGCGAGGCCCCCGUGGUGGAUGCCACCCCUCAGCAGGGCGCGGACGCCGUCGCGAGGAAGGUGGCGAGCCAAAUGGCUCGGUACAGCCGCCAAGAUGAGAUGCUGGACUUCUGGAAGCGCACCCACGGGAUGCACACAGUGGACAAGUGGGUCAUGGACUACAAGGAUCAUCCCGGCGGAUGGGGCGCGCUGCUCAUGAUCCACGGGGUGGGGGAGAUGACCGGUCGGCUGCGGAGCAAGGUGGAGAACUACGCUAUCUACUCGGCGCUAUUCCUCUCGAUGUCUAUCGCGCUGAUUGCCGACCCUGCCGACUUCAUAUACAAGGACUGUGAGGACUUGCUCUGCAAGGUUGAGAAGCGCAUAUUCGUUUACGGUCUGGCCAUCGGCACCGCCCUCCACAUGCUCUGCAUCAUGCUGGGCAUGGCGUUUGUUAAUGCCCUCAACGAAACAGCGCGGGACGCCGACGUGUACCGCUUGCUUCAGAGAGGGCAGGGCUUCCAUGCAACCAAAAAGUGUUCGCUCUGCUUCAUGAUUGGCUGCGCCGCUGAUUUCCUAGCGGUUGGCGUGACGGCCAUCGAGUAUUUGGACCCCGUUGAACCGUUGGCCUUGUACGCCGUGCUGCUGAUGGUGGUCGGUGUGAUCUACUUCCCCACCGCGAACCGCCUGUACGAGAGCAGCAGCAUCGUCUCCUACUGGCGCGAGGAGCUCGGAGGCAAGCCAGACCCAAACGACCCGUAUGACCUCCAGGUGCCCGCAGGCUGUGUCCACGAGCGGGCCACCAUGAACGACCUCGUUUUCCGGAGCACUCUGCACGAGGCUCCCAUGUGA
This is a messenger RNA of Prorocentrum cordatum, 1152 nucleotides long. The record is from the annotation of a GenBank genome assembly. NCBI's taxonomy places the organism in Eukaryota, Dinophyceae, Prorocentrales, Prorocentraceae.